AUUAAGAGUCAGCCGCCCACAACACCCUCCUCUUUCUCUCUCUCAUUUCCCUUCCUUGCUGUGCACUGCAAACAAACCAAAACUUCCCCUCUUUCCUGUCUCUCGCGCUGCGUGAACCGCGGAGCAAGAAGGAAGGGAAGUUGCAAUCGGGAAGCCUACAGAUCUCCAUCCCCGAACACUCGGGCGUGGUGAGUUGCCUCUCAUCCUCCUCCUGGUCCCGUGCGCGCUACUAGAUUCGGUUUCGCCCUGGAGGUGAGGGAUUGAUGAGAUUGUACCGACAUCGGGGAGUGGAUUGAAGGAAUCGAUCCUUUUCUGUGUUUUCCCCAUCCGGGGAUAGGGGGGACGGUUACUGGCCCUUGCAGCCUCUGUCUCGCGAUUGAGGAUUCGACCAUCAGUGGGGCGAAGUGACGGUUUUGCGCCACUUUUUCCCCAAUCCUGAUUUGAUAUGCUUCGAACGAGCGAUGGGCUUGUAACCUCGGUUGCUGUUCUGACCGGCUCUCUCUGAGGGUUUCCUCCAUCCUGCACUGGAAGGAAGGAACCCUUGGCUUGCGUCUCCAUGGCUAACACUUCGUAGUGUGAAGGAUCUAACUUUGUAGUGUUAGUGUAAAUAGUAGUGGUAGCAGUCAGAGGAAGCUCCGGCCUUCUUAGCCCCCUGUGAAGAUGUCGUCAGCAGGUGUGAUUGCCCUUGGGCCAGUCCCAGAAGACUUUGCGCUCUUGCCCAUCUGCUUUGACGGCAGCCGGUCGCCGCACUGCCUGUCUGGGUCGCAGCUGCAGGAUUCCAUUCUCAUUUUCCUCGCUGUGCCCGGCGCGCCGCUCAUGCCCAUGAGCGUGCUGGGCUCCGAGUCUGUCGCCUCGGUCAAGCUGCGCAUCCAGCGGUUCAAGGGGUUUGUGGUGACAAAGCAGCGGCUCGUGCUGGAUGGGCAUGAGCUGGCGCGCAACAACUGCCCUGUCAAAGAUUAUGGGCUGGCUGAGGGAAAUGUUCUGCACCUUGUUAUUCGGCUGUCCGAUCUCCGGGUGAUUAACAUUGAGACUGCCACAGGGAAGAAGUUUCAGUUCCAGGUGGACCAAAGCCGCAGUGUCAAGUUUCUCAAGACCAAGCUUUCAGCAGAGGGUGAUGAGGAUAUUGAUAACCUGGAGGAUCACAAGCUGGAAUACGAUGGUAAGGAGCUUGAGGACCACCAGCUGAUUGCAGAUAUUAGCAAGAGGGAUGAUGCUGUGAUUCAUCUGUUCAUCCGCAAACCAGCAAAGGUACGAACACAGCAAGUUGGUAGAGAUACUUUGGUUACAAUUGUCAACCCAGAGGAGAAAGCCAACCUACAAACCGAAGCUCAUGCUGUGAACCCUGCAAAAUCAGCUAGUGUUAAGCCUGCUCUUGUUGAACCAAUUGUUGUUAAUCCAAAAGUGAAGCUGUCACCUGAAGUGAUGAAAAUGAUAAGCUCAACCAUAGCUGGACUGGAGAAUGGGCACCUGCCUAUGAUGUCAGCUGAAGGUUCAGGAGGGGUUUACUUCAUGCAAGAUGCAACUGGUCACAAGAAUGUUGCUGUGUUUAAGCCUAUUGACGAGGAACCUAUGGCUGAAAACAACCCAAGGGGCCUUCCUUUGUCCACUGAUGGGGAAGGAAUGAAGAGGGGAACAAUUGUGGGGCAAGGUGCAUUAAGGGAAGUUGCAGCUUAUAUUCUCGACCAUCCAGUUGGUGAUCGUAAAUCGGGUCACAGUGUCGGGUUUUCUGGCGUUCCUCCCACAGCAUUGGUCCGUUCCUUACAUAGGGGGAAGAGCUUCAAGGUUGGGUCAUUGCAAAUGUUCAUGGGGAACAAUGGAAGUACUGAGGAUAUGGGUCCUCGUGCAUUCCCAGUCAAGGAGGUCCACAAGAUAGCAGUGUUAGAUAUUAGGUUAGCGAAUGCUGAUCGCCAUGCAGGGAACAUUUUAGUGUGCAAGGAGGGAGAAGAUGGCAGCUACAAGCUGAUUCCAAUUGAUCAUGGUUACUGCUUGCCAGUGAAGUUUGAAGAUUGUACAUUUGAGUGGCUCUACUGGCCCCAAGCCCGCGAGCCAUUCAGCGAUGAAACCAUUGCAUACAUCAAAUCACUCAACGCUGAAGAAGACAUCAAGCUUCUCAAGUUCCACGGGUGGGAGCUGUCUCCGAGAUGUGCUCAUGUCCUGCGUAUCAGCACCAUGCUUUUGAAGAAAGGUGCAGAUCGAGGCCUCACACCCUAUGACAUAGGGCGCAUACUGUGCAGGGAAACUGUGAAUAGAGGCUCUGAGAUAGAGGACAUCAUCCAGGAAGCAGAGGAUGCUGUUCUUCCAGGGACAAGCGAAAAUAUGUUCUUAGAAACCGUAUCUGAAAUCAUUGACCGUCACCUGGACAAGGAGUUUGUUUAGAGUUUCAGAAUAACUGAUCUAGUUGUUCCAGCUGUAUUCAGUUUGUUGUAAGUAUGUUGACAAGGCACUGGUCAAGGAACUAAUGAUUUCAUUUGUUUAUAUCCUCUCAAAUGAUUUCACUUGCUUGUAUUUGCUCAAGUACAUUGCUUAUGCACAUUUUGUGAAUAUAUGUCUUGUGUUGGACCUUA
Messenger RNA from Phragmites australis (common reed), 2564 nucleotides. RefSeq names its product phosphatidylinositol 4-kinase gamma 4-like. The transcript has 5 exons. The coding region runs from base 661 to 2376 and encodes 571 amino acids. The record is from RefSeq and is a predicted model, not a curated record. Lineage: Eukaryota; Viridiplantae; Streptophyta; Magnoliopsida; Poales; Poaceae. Gene Ontology annotation, molecular function: protein binding.